This is a messenger RNA of Sphenostylis stenocarpa, 3192 nucleotides long. NCBI's taxonomy places the organism in Eukaryota, Viridiplantae, Streptophyta, Magnoliopsida, Fabales, Fabaceae. The record is from the annotation of a GenBank genome assembly.
AUGGUGGUCGAGGUUAAUGAUACAUUGAGGCCAUCCGUUCACUUCGAUUCCCUUUCUCAUCGCAAUCGAGUCUAUAUAUGCCUCAAGCUUCUCUCUUUCAAUUCUCCGCUUUGCGUUCUCAGCACGACAUCGGAUUUCAAUUGGUUUUCCUCGGAUCUUUGUGUUGCUGAUGUUCUAUUGUGGAAGAGGUGGCAUGUUUGCCUGGGUGUCAUUGUUGUUGCUACAGUUGCCUGGAUCGUAUUUGCAUGGACCAAUUUACCAUUUUUAACAAUUUAUUCAGAUGUCUUACUGAUUUUGAUCGUACUGUUAUUUCUGCAUGCUAACUAUGCUGCCCUUAGAAAUAAACAUCCACCAACAUUACCUGAACUAGUUGUGUCAGAGGAGAUGGUUAAUAAUGUAGCAACUUCAUUUCGAGUCAAAAUCAACAAUGUGCUUCUUAUAGCUCAUGACAUCACUAUUGGCAAGGAUUUUAGAAAUUUUUUUAAGGGAGUGGGGUGCUACAUUAGAAAUGCAAAGAUGAACUUGAGUAACAAGUUCAAAGAACUUGUUAAACUUUUGAAAUUCUUUGCCACUUCAAAGAGCCUGAAGUUGGGCAAAAAAGUUCAUGCCCAGUUGGUUAUUCGCAACCAAACUUCAAAGGGCUAUGAAAUCACUCACGUAAACUCACUGAUCAAUCUAUACUCCAAAUGUGGUCAAUUAGAGUAUGCCAGAAAGUUGUUUGACAGAAUGCCCCAGAGAAACGUGGUUUCUUGGAGUGUUUUGAUGGUGGGGUAUUUGCACAAGGGGGAUGUUUUGGAACUACUUGGGCUAUUCAGGAAACUGGUUUCAUUGGACAGUGCAUCCCCCAAUGAGUAUAUAUUUACCAUUGUUCUUUCUUCUUGUGCUGACAGUGGGAGAGUCCAAGAGGGGAAGCAGUGUCAUGGGUAUCUGUUGAAGUCCGGGUUGUUAUUGCAUCAAUAUGUGAAGAAUGCACUUGUUCUCAUGUACUCAAGAUGCUUUCAUGUCGAUUCAGCCAUGCAGAUCUUGGAAACAAGGCCUGGGAAUGAUGUGUUUUCUUAUAAUUCUAUCUUGAGUGCACUUGUGGAGUCAGGGUGUAGAGCAGAAGUUGCAAAAGUUUUGAACAAGAUGGUGGAUGAAUGUGUGUCUUGGGAUGGUGUUACUUAUGUGAGUGUGUUGUGCUUUUGUUCUCAGAUUCGAGAUUUGCAAUUGGGUUUGCAGAUUCAUGCCCAGUUGCUGAAAACUGGUUUGGUAUUUGAUGUCUUUGUUAUUAGCACACUGUUAGACAUGUAUGGGAAAUGCUGUGAAGUUCUAAAUGCAAGAAAACAUUUUGAUGACUUGCGAGAUCGGAAUGUGGUUGCAUGGACUGCCAUGUUGACUGCUUAUUUGCAAAACGGAUAUUUUGAGGAAACUUUGAAUCUAUUUACGAGGAUGGAGCUGGAGGAUACACAUCCGAAUGAGUUCACUUUUGCAGUUCUUCUAAAUGCUUGUGCAAAUUUAGUGGCACUAACAUAUGGUGAUGUAUUACAUGGUCGAACAGUGAAAUCAGGGUUUAAGAAUCAUCUCAUUGUUGGAAAUGCUUUAAUAAAUAUGUAUUCCAAGAGUGGCAAUAUUGAUUCUUCAUACAGUGUGUUCUCAAACAUGAUAUCUAAAGAUAUGAUUACAUGGAAUGCUAUGAUAUGUGGUUAUUCCCAUCAUGGACUUGGUAAACAAGCUUUACAAGUGUUUCAAGACAUGAUGUCUGCUGGAAAAUGUCCAAACUACGUAACGUUCAUUGGCGUACUUUCUGCUUGCGCUCAUUUGGCUCUUGUGCAAGAAGGUUUCUACUAUUUUGAUCAACUAAUGAAGGAACUUGAUAUUGAGCCUGGACUGGAACAUUACACGUGCAUGGUUUCACUUUUGUGUAGGGCUGGUCAACUUGAUGAGGCUGCAAACUUUAUGAAGACAACAACACAGGUCAAGUGGGAUGUAGUUGCCUGGCGCACUUUGCUUAACGCCUGCCAUGUUCAUCUAAACUACAGUUUAGGGAAACAAAUUGCGGAAACUGUGAUACAGAUGGACCCGCAUGAUGUGGGAACAUAUACAUUGCUAUCAAACAUGUGUGCCAAAGCAAGAAAAUGGGAUGGAGUAGUGAAGAUUAGAAAACUGAUGAGGGAAAGGAACAUUAAGAAGGAACCUGGAGCGAGUUGGCUAGAUAUAAGAAAUGAAACUCAUGUCUUUGUUUCAGAAGGAAGCAAUCAUCCAGAGUCUAUUAAGAUUUAUGGGGAAGUUCAAGAGUUGCUGGCAAUGAUUAAGCCACUGGGGUACGUGCCUGAUGUUGGUGCUGUGCUGCAUGAUGUGGAAGAGGAACAAAAGGAAGGUUAUCUUAGCUAUCACAGUGAGAAGUUAGCCUUAGCAUAUGGCCUCAUGAAAAUACCUCCACCAGGGCCAAUCAGAAUAAUAAAAAACCUUAGGAUGUGUGAUGAUUGCCACAUUGUUGUAAAAUUGAUCUCAAAGGUCACGAACAGGUUGAUAGUUGUAAGAGAUGCUAACCGUUUUCAUCAUUUUACAGGUGGCUUAUGUUCAUGCAAUGAUCACUGUUCUGGAGAUUUCAGUUUAAUGUCUGAAUCAGAAGCUCAGCUUCCUACUGCUUUUGUUGCUGAUGUUCUAUUGUGGAAGAGGUGGCAUGUUUCCCUGGGUGUCAUUGUUGUUGCUACAGUUGCCUGGAUCGUAUUUGAAUGGACCAAUUUACCAUUUUUAACAAUUUGUUCAGAUGUCUUACUGAUUUUGAUCGUACUGUUAUUUCUGUAUGCUAACUAUGCUGCCCUUAGAAAUAAACAACCACCAACAUUACCUGAACUAGUUGUGUCAGAGGAGAUGGUUAAUAAUGUAGCAACUUCAUUUCGGGUCAAAAUCAACAAUGUGCUUCUUAUAGCUCAUGACAUCACUAUUGGCAAGGAUUUUAGAAUUUUUUUCAAGGUGGUUAUUUGUCUGUGGCUAUUGUCUGUCAUUGGCAGCAUCUUCUCCUUCUUCACACUCGCAUAUAUUGGAACCCUUCUUAUGAUUACCAUCCCUGCAUUGUACCGCAAAUAUGGAGGUUAUGUAGAUAAAUGUUGUGGUGUUCUACACCGCCAAUUUUCAAAACAUUAUAGAAUAGUAGAUGAGAAUGUUUUCAACAGACUGCCACGAAAUAUACCAAAGGACAAAGAGUCUUGA